AUGACCUACCAAGUCAGGGCAUAUGCCGCGCUGACUGACCACCCCGAUGACAACACCCAGCACCCAGCACCCAGCAUCCAGCACCAGCAUCAACACUACAGCCCCGUCCAUGCCCUUGCAUACUCCGCCUCUCCAGGUACUUACAUUCUUACCGGCUCUUCGGACCGUUCAAUCCGCCUCUACAACCCAUUCCCCAGCACCUCUGUUCCGGGCGAGGAUCGUCAUAGCGUCCCCCAAGGUCGUCUCAUCCAGACCUAUGCUGCCCACGGCUACGAGGUCCUGAGCCUUUCGGUCGCUGCCGAUAACGAGCGUUUUGUCUCGGCUGGUGGCGAUCGCAGUGUGUUUCUAUGGGAUGUUAGCACCGCUGUCACUACCAAGCGGUUUGGGGGCAACGCCCAUGGGCAUUCUGCUCGUAUCAACUGCGUGAGUUUCGCAGGUGAGGGUGACUCGAUCAUUGUAAGUGGUGGCUUUGAUACCACUGUCAGGCUGUGGGAUACCAAGAGCAGCAGCUUCAAGCCUAUACAGGUUCUUGACGACGCAAGUGAUGCGGUGACGUGUCUCGCUGUCCGUGGACCUGAAGUCCUCGCAGGAAGUGUCGACGGCCGCGUCCGCAGCUACGACAUUCGUAUGGGAAAAGUCACCACCGAUGUUAUCGGCUCACCCGUCACCAGCCUCAGUCUCACGCGUGAUGGACGCGCCGUGUUAGUCGGAAGUUUAGAUAACAAGCUCCGUCUCAUGGACCGCGACAAUGGCUCCUGUCUACGAGCAUACGCCGACCCAGCAUGGAAAAACGACGACAUCAAGCUACAGGCCCUGCUGGGCGGUAAAGAAAAGUACGUUAUAGUUGGCGAUGCCAUGACUGGCGAGACGGCGUCAACCGGCCAGGGGAAGAUAUGGGCCUGGGAUUUGUUAACAGGCAAGUUGGCGGCUAAAGUGACAGUUCCUUGGGGGCCACAAGGCUUUGAAGCCAAGAAGAAAGCCGUGGGUCGGGAUGGAAAGGAGAAGGCGAGGAGUAACGUUGUGAGUUGUAUGGCGUGGAGAGAGGGCGGUUGGGGAGAUCAGUUCUGCGUAGGAGGAACAUCAGGUGUGGUGACUGUCUAUGGAGCGUUGUAA
This is a messenger RNA of Fusarium sp. VM40, 1113 nucleotides long. NCBI's taxonomy places the organism in Eukaryota, Fungi, Ascomycota, Sordariomycetes, Hypocreales, Nectriaceae. The record is from the annotation of a GenBank genome assembly.